AAACAAAGCAUGAUGUCAACUGACACUCGCGCUGUAGUAGGUUCCGUGGGAUGAAGGCGGCAUGCCCAGAGGUGGGGCGGAAAUCACAGCUCGGCUUGCUCCGGGCAGAAAGGCGGCAGGCACCAUUACCUUGCUGGUGGCACCGAGACAAUGAAGGCGGACGCUUGGCGAGGGCACACUGACCAAGCAGGGGCGGACGGACGCGAUCGGAGGGAGAUGCCUGCAAGUCAAGGGAAGGAUGGUGAAAGCCAUGUCAGCAGCAACAGUACCAGCAGCAGCAAUUCAGUUGCUUGCUUCGGACAGUAUCAAUAUACAGCAAAUGAAUAUCAAGCCAUCCAGCAUGCUCUUCGUCAGAAACUGGGGCCGGAAUAUAUCAGCAGUCGGCAAGCUGGAGGAGGACAAAAGGUCUGUUACAUUGAGGGUCACAAGGUAAUCAGUCUGGCCAAUGAGAUGUUUGGCUUCAAUGGCUGGGCUCAUUCAGUCACUCAACAGAAUGUUGACUUUGUUGAUCUCAACAACGGCAGGUUCUAUGUGGGGGUCUGUGCAUUUGUGAAAGUCCAGCUUAAGGAUGGUUCAUACCAUGAGGAUGUAGGCUAUGGAGUCAGCGAAGGCUUGAAGUCCAAGGCCUUGUCCUUAGAAAAGGCAAGAAAGGAGGCAGUGACAGAUGGACUGAAGAGGGCACUCAAGUGCUUUGGGAAUGCUCUUGGGAACUGCAUCCUAGACAAAGACUACCUACAAGCAGUUAAUAAGCUUCCACGUCAGAUGCCCCCUGAGUUAGAUUUGGUGAAAACUAAAAGACGGGACUACGAGCCUGAAAUAGAGAAAGCAAGGUACGACGGCUGUUUGGAAAGGCAGAACCCGGCGUGGAGACAACGCUGUGAAACGGCACCAGCUUGUAAGCCCACUCACACAGCGGCUUCCGCAGCGACAGAAGAUCAGCAGCAGCCCAACUGCUCCAGAAAUACCGAUUCCCCAGCUAUUGAGUGUGAUGCCACUUACCAGCGGAAAUUGCGACAAAAGCAGCUACAGCAGCAGUUCCGCGAGCAGAUGGAGAAGAGACGUCAGGUUACAGAAGUUACUCCCAGCAGCAAACAGGCAACAGCCAAUCCUCCCGUAAAACACAGCACUCCAGCAGUAGUACAACAGGAACUGGCAAUAGAAGAAGAGUUCUUUGCAGAUGAUCUUGAGCUCUGGGACAUUUCCUUGGAGACCGCUGACCUCAACGAGCUGAUGCGUCACAAAGCGGCAGGCCCGCCAGCCGGGCACCAGCCCCCCGAGACACCCCGCGGAUGCCACCAAAUGACAACUCGUAACAGGACGCCUCACAGAACGAAUUAUCACAAACCUUCCGUCAGGUCCGCACAGCUGCAGCCAUCUGCUGCUCCCACGAGCAACAGCCACGGUGCCAACCAGCACACACCGGCAGAGUGCAGCCCUUACAGGAGAAGUCAAAGCUGGAAGAAACGGAGGCUAGAACACACAUAGGGCACCCAGUGGCAUCGUUACCUACGUACUGGAUUACAUCAUGAGUCUGCAGUUGGCUGUUGAAAGCCUCAUCUAUUAAUAGAUUGGCCCAAAGCAACACAGAAUAGCCAGCAAGACACAGCCAGCAAGAACUUCAUGUGCUUUGGGGUUAUUACAUAUUCCAGAUUUUUUUUCUAUAAACACACAAUCAUUUGUGCUUCUGCACAACUCGUGGCUGUUACAAAUAAUUUGCCUGAAAAUUGUACCAUAAGUAAACCUUAAAAUGAGAUGCCGUGGCUUCUGUCCCACGCAGUGUUGUGUUUUGGCACACAGAGACUUUUUUUCCAAUAAGACGAGGACAGGGUGGGUGAUGGUCCCAGGAAAACAUUCGGACCACCGGCUCCCAUUCCCUCGGGCCGUGUGCAGUUGUGGCAGCCUCUGCCCCCCACACGCGGCCCAGCUGCCUGCCCUGGGGCUGCACAAGCUGGGUCAGAGCAGCACCCUGACACAACUCUGCCUCAGCUCGCCCCUCAGCACACGGGAUUCCCAGGAGCAGCAGCAGCACGACCCCCUGUGCCCGUGCAGCACGGGGGCAGGAACGUGCAGGGACUGCUGCUGAGGAGUACGUACAGCAUCUAAGUGGUUGGUCGGACCUUUUGUAAAAUGAACGGGAGCUGCAAUUUUAAUCUUUUGGUGUUUUAAAUAAGCUAUUACUCCUUUUUAACACAAGAAUAAACACUAAACUUGGACAGACCAACCACACUUGUUAUUCGUGCCUUCUUCCUAUUGAAUUACAACUCCUUUCCCGUUUCUCAAGCUCAAAGCAGCUUGCGGUCACUUUGUGAGCAGGUACAAGUAGAAAGCUAGAGACUACCACUGCAUGCACAGCCUUGCAUUGGCUUUAGUGUGGACAAACAGAAAGGUUCGAGUGGGUUUUAAACACGAGAGCAAAGCAACAGCUGUUCCUCUUAGUAAUAAGGUGAAAGGAAGUCAAAGAAUAAGAUCAGGAAGUGUUCAGGAAUUACCGUGCCCAGCUCAAAAGGCCUCGCUCCGGUGAGGGAAUGGCUGGGCAGCUGCUGGGUCUUUUCCUUUUCUGGUGAGGGGGCUCAGCUGCAGCCUCCGCUGCCCUGGGCAGGAGCUGGGCUCCACCAACCGAGCACCCUCCCUGCCCAGAGCAGCCUGAGCUCCCCAGGGCUCGAGAGGGGAAGCUGGUUCUGUGUUACCUGGGGGCAGCAGUGGAGAUGAGGAGGAUGGUGCGGCGUGGCUGGGGGCUGGAGCUGAACCAGGAAAAGCGACACUAAGUUUGACUAAUCCAACCCUGAAACUGAUGUCAGACUUGAAACAGGGCCUCAUUUCUGUGCUUUGCCAUUACUGGUCUAUCCAGACGAGUUUCGUAAAGCAAGCUAAAUGUUACAUAGGGGAUACGAAGCAUUUAUUCCCAUUCCUCCUACUUCACCUUCACCACUUAU
This is a messenger RNA of Numida meleagris (helmeted guineafowl), 2933 nucleotides long. It is a transcript of the gene RAD52, whose product is annotated as RAD52 homolog, DNA repair protein. The record is from RefSeq and is a predicted model, not a curated record. Gene Ontology annotation, cellular component: nucleus. Bases 151 to 1485 code for a protein of 444 amino acids. The transcript has 12 exons. Gene Ontology annotation, biological process: double-strand break repair via single-strand annealing; double-strand break repair via homologous recombination; DNA recombinase assembly. Lineage: Eukaryota; Metazoa; Chordata; Aves; Galliformes; Numididae.